Messenger RNA from Paramecium octaurelia, 8389 nucleotides. The record is from the annotation of a GenBank genome assembly. Lineage: Eukaryota; Ciliophora; Oligohymenophorea; Peniculida; Parameciidae.
AUGAAAAUCAGCAGAUUAUUUAUUCUUCUUAAACUAUUUUAGCUAUGUUGCUGCGAGAUUGAAGAAUUAACCUAUCAAAACCCCGUUAUAACAAAAUAUAUUGAUAUCCUAUCUAACUAGUAUUACGGAAUUGUGAGCUUUUACGUGCCAUUGUCAUUAUAAACAAAUUUUAUUAAUAGCUUAGCUCAAUCAGUAGAUAAGCAAUUUCUAUUUUCCACCUAUUUCAAUAACGAUAUAUUCAUUGUUGCAUAUUGCAAACUCAAUAUCCAAGCCAAUGAGAUAACUCAUACAUUAAUAUUAGUUUAAUAACAAACCAUAUAAGAGUAAUAGUUUUCAGUUUCAUUUGAUACUUAAUUAUUUGAAGGCUAACUCAUUUGCACAUCAUUUUACUAUGAUGCUGAACAAUAAAAUCUUCAAUUUAUAAUUUAAACUAAAAAUGAUAUCUAAUAUAUGAAUUUGAAUAAAAUUAAUUUGGAGCAGAACAAUGUUAAGUUUGUAUUUGGUGGCGCAAACUAAAAUUUAGAGUUAAGCAGCUUCUAGGGCUUGUUAUAUCCAUUUUGGGAAGACUCUGAAGGCAAUAUUUAUUUUUACUUGAAUUACUUGUAUGCAGUUGAAAUAUGUUCUUAUGCUGAAGAAAAAGCUGAAUUUGAUUCAAAGGAUUAUGAUUAGGAAAAUACUUGGCAAUAUAUAUUACCAUUCAUUGUUUCCAAGGAUUAUUCCAUAUACUUUUGGCAUAGAUUUUCAACACCCUUAGAUUCUAAUGAUAUCGUAUCUCUAAUACACAUAAGCACUUAAAUUUAACUUAAUCCUCAAUAUUCUUUAGGGACUAAUACUCUGAUGAUUAAUUACGAAUAGUAACAUAAUAAAUAGAUUUUGGUUACUGUUCAAUAUUAUUCAUAUGAAUUUCCAUACAUAUUUUACGAUCCAGAUUACAUUCAAUCAUUAAUCAAAGUAUAAUAAAUUGAGGAGAUAGAUCCAGCUCUAAUUUAUUAAUGGCAUUAUAUAAUCAUCCAAUAUUAAUUUAACGAGUUGUUUAUACAAAUAUACUAUCCUAAUUAACAGAGAAGAAUUAAUUUUAAGGAUAAAACUGUAAGACAAUUUUCGUAUUCCUAAUUUUCAUUGAUAUUUGGAGAGAGCAUGAAUUAAUAACUAUAUGCUGGACAAGUGAAUCAGUUCAAAUUUAAAAAUUGCCAAGAAGAAUUCAUUGAUACAUAUCAAUGCCAUUUUUCAUGUGCUACUUGCAAUGGACCUUUGAAGAACAGUUGUUUAAGUUGUCCAGAGAACUCAUAUAGGAACUACGAUCCUGAUAAUCAUACUUGCACUUGUUAAAUUUGGACUAUAGAGUAAAAUUCAACAUAAUGUUUCUCCAUUUCUGAUAUUAAUUAAAUAAAUGUAGAUUAAAUUGAAGAUUCUAAAAACUACAAUUUUGAUUAGGUUGAACCGAAUAUAAUUUGUUCAUACGGAUAUUUCUUAUAUGAAGGUGAUUGCUAUUAAUGGUAAAUUUAUUUAUUAUAUAGACGAGUCCAUCAGCUUCUCAACAAGGAGAUUUAAUUUGUCUUGAAUGUCUGGACAAUUGGUAGAAUUGGAUUUAAAAUUCUAUUUGUUCGGAGUAUAUGCUCAGCAGAAUAAUAUAUGAUUAUGAUAAAGAGGAAUAUAACUAUGAAUUUGAUGAUACUUCAAUAUCCUCCUUGUAUCUAUUUAUCGAUCAUGAACUAAGAAUGUGCAACUUUUGCAUUUAAUUUUGUCUGCAUUCUUCUAUAUCUUAUAGGUGCUAUUUCAUUAAAGAACAGCAUUUAGGCAAAGAAACUUAUGUGGAAUGUACAUUUGGAUAUGAUAGUUAGACCCAAUCCUGUAAACAUCCUUAAUACAAUUUAAAAGAUGACCGUUGCUCAGGAUAGUCUUGUAAUGGCUAGUGUAAAUGUUGUAGUCCCACUAAUCGUUGUUAAAGGUGCAUUAAUGAUAACGAUGUUUUGCUUUUGAAUAACAAAGAUUGUGUUGAAUGCUCUAUUCAAAAUUGUAAACUUUGCUUUCAAUAUUUUUAAUAAUCUGAUGGGAUAUUUGUUUCAACUCUCACAUAUACCAAUUAUGAGUAAAUCAUUACUAAUGAGGAUUAUCUAAUCGGAUGUGCUUUAUGUGAGGACAAUUACAUUUACAAUUUUGUUUUAAAUGUUUGUUAAUUAAAAUUACAAAUUUCUCAAUCUUGUGACAAUUAUCUAAUUGAUCAAAAUAAUUAACCACUUUGUUUGACAACAUUAACAUAGAAUUUUGAUGACGGUAUUGAAAUUUCAGAUUGCUUUAAAUAUUUGAAAUCCUGUUAAAAUUGCGUUAAAUCAAACACCAAUAAACUUUAUUGUACAACUUGUUUCAAGGGCUUUUUUCAGAAUUCUUAUGGAUAUUGUGAGUCUUGCGAUGACAAUUUCCAGGAAUGUAAAUUGACAUACUCGAAUCAAUAUGAUUUUACGAUCUAAUAAUUAUAACCUUUGCUUUUAGCUAUCUCGAAUGGAUAAGUGCUCUUUUAUCCUCCUUAUUAUGCCUAUGUAGCUGAAAUAGGUAUAUGUUAUUAAAGUACCAAAUGGUCGAAAAAAUGCAUUGAAGAUAAGAUUGUCACUUAUUGCAGCAAAUAUUUCGAUAAUGCUUGUGUAAAAUGUAACUCAGAUGAUACAUAUACCGCUACUCUAAGUUAGGGGACAUGUUAUUUAUGUUCUUAUCAAUGCAAAAUAUGUCUUCCAUCUAUAGUAGAUAGUACACAAUUAAAGUGUUUCUUAACUGAUUUUUCAACUAAUUAUAUCGAUUAACUUUCAAGUAGAGUGAAAAUCAAAAUAAAUAAUUAUGUUAGAUAUUCAAACUAAUUAACAGUUCAAAAUCUAUUUUGGAAAGAUCAAUAUUCAGAUGUUUUCAAAUAGUAGGUUUUUUAAAGAAUGAAUUUCAUAUAUAUAUUGAACAAUACCUAUGGGAUAUAUUAUUACAAAAGAUAAUCGUAAUAGAUUUCAGAAUCUUAAGAAAAUCAUAUUAUAUAAUCAAUAACAGUUUUAUAAGAUUACUCAUAAAAAAUCAAACUUGAAUCUCUCUAAUUUAUUGAUUAUCAGAUCAUUAAUUUAAAUAACCUCACUAUUACAAUUUAAGAAUUAAAUAAGGACGAAUUAAUUAAGACCACCUCAAAGUAUGGAUCGGAUAUUUACAUCAAUAAUUUAAUAUUAAAUUAAACUCAUUCUGUAAAUUUCUAAAAAUAGAUAUUCCAUCUUCUUAAUAUUACUAGUCUAUCAAUAAAUAAUUUGACCCUUAUCAAUAUUGAUUUAUAAAACUUUGAUUUAUUUAAACUGUCUAUUUUUAGUUUAUCUACUCGUAUUAAAAUCAAUUUAGUAAAUCUUAAACUUAUAAAUUGCAAAUUAAUAAACUCAAGCAUUUUUUCAAUUACAUAAUUGGUAUAUAUAUUUGAUUAGAAUACAAUUUCUAUAACGCAUGUUGAAUUUAUAAACUGUAGUUUUAUAAAUUCUUACUUUUUGUAAUUUUAGGACAAUUAGUUGUGCCUUUAUUUAUAAUCAUUGUUAAUUGAAGAUUUUACCAUUAGACUCAGCAACUUUACUUCAAGUUCUAUCUUUUCUAAUUAUACAGCAACAUAAACUAGAUUAAUGUUAUUAACGAUUAUGGAUAAUUAAAUUAAAAAUUCAAACUUUUUUGUAGCAGAUCUUAAAUUUGAGAUCUAUUCUACUUAAAUUCAAAAUACAACUAUAAAAAAUAGUCAAUUUAUAUAUUUUAUAUAACAACUUUCAGCUGCAUAUCAGAAAGAGUUUCUAAUUAUCAAUUAAUUGGAAUUAUCACAAUUAGAAAUGGAUUCAUCAUUAUUGAGUUUACCCUAAAGUAUAAUAAGAUUCGUUUAGAUUUAGAAUAUAGAAGUAAGAGAUAUAAGAUAGCUUAAAAACGAUAAAAACUAAUCAUCUAAUUUAUUUUUAGUUCAAGCAGAUAUGCUAAUUAUUAAAAAUUACUGGAGUUAUAAUUUUAAAUCUAAUUAAAUUUAACUUGAUAUUCUAAAUUCAAAUAAAAUAGAAUUAUACAACAUUCUCAUAUAAGGUGACAGCAAUGAUUUCAGAAUUAAUCAUGAAGCAGAGUUUUCUGAUUGUCCCCUACGUUUGCAAUUUUUAAAUGUUUAUAACCUCACUUCAUUAAUGAUUUAAGACCUUCAAAUCUAAAAUGUAAUGAUUUGCAAUAACAACUUUAUUAAUAUAAAAGAUGUUCAAAAUUAAAUUACUAUAAACAUAGAUAAUCUAAUCUUUAAAGACAUUAUACUCCUAUAAUUAUAAGGCACUGCAUAAACUACUAUGAUUGAUAUUUCAAUUUCAAAAUAAUCAAUGAUCUAAUUUACGUAAUUUACAAUUACUAAUGUAUUUGGUAAUAAUUAUGAGAGAUUAAGAAAGGUAUCUGAACAAUUAACAAUAAUUUCUAUCGUUGCUGCUUAAAGUACUCUAGAACUAUUAAACAGCUAUUUAAAAAGUAAUAUUAUCACUAAUAGCACUAGUGCUUUAAUCUAUUUAGAAUUAAAAUAGAUUUCAAUUAAAAAUUUUACUAAUAUUGAAUCAAAUUACUUUACUGAAUUAAUAUACAAUCACUUUAACUAAGAAUACACAAAGAUAUCUAUUUCAUCCCUAUAAUAGUUAUUUCCAAUUAAAUCAGAAGGAAGUGUUUUCAAUAUUUUAUGCCAGAAAUUAACUUUAUAUGACGUUAUUAACGAAAAUUCUGUUGCUUUGCUGGGAGGGUUUUGUAAAAUUGAAUUGAUAUUAGAUUGUGGGUUAUUGAUAUAAAACACUUAUAUACACAAUAGUAAAUCUAUAUAGGCAUAAGAAAGCAAAGGAGGAUCUUUUUAUAUAAAUGCAAAAGACGCAAAUUUAAUACUUAAAAUGAUCAAUAUAACCAUCUCUUACUCCUUUUCCCUUUAUGACGGUGGAUUUUUAUAUUUAAUUCCAUCAGAUAGUUCAAAUCUCUUGAUGCUCGAAAAUAUAAAAGCCACUGGUGUUUUUUCAAUGUUUAGAGGUUUUAUGAGUGUUGAAUUUUCAUUGUAGACAAUCGAGAAUGUUGUUACUCUAAAAAACAUAGAUAUACAAUUAGAAUACACCCAGAUGGAGUAUAUAACAAGCAAUUAUGAUGAAUUAAAAGACAAUGAACUCGAAUAUAUAAAAAUAAAGAAUGGAUAUUUAUAUUUCGAUUACUGGUAUAUAUCUGUUUAUUAAAUUUAGCCAAAUAUAAUUUAUCAAUAUCAAUCUAUCAUUCGAAAUUAUUACCUAACCUAUUUUCUACUUAUAAAAUAUGCAAAAUCUACACAUCAUGAAUUUCUAUUUAGAGGUUGGGGAAUAGACAAGUAAUACAAUUAUAGAAUUUGAAUCUAUUAAAAGUAAGAGAAUAACUAAUUAUAAAGGUUUUUAAGACAAAGAUUUAUUUAUCAAAUCAUUCCAGGCAAGACAAAUUAAAGUUACAAUUCCUGAAGCCUUUUAUGCAAAAUCAUGUAAUUUAUCUUAUAAAUAUGAAAUAAUCCAUUUACCGAAUCUUAGUGAAAAAUCUAUUGCUCUCAAAAUUAACAAUUGCUUGAUAAAUUAAUUAUCAAAAGUCUAUUAGGAUGUUGAGAGCAUAAUCUAGAUAAGAUUAUUAGAUACUUUUAGAAAUUUUAGAUUCUGUAAUGCCAUUAUCCUUAAUUUUCACAAGAAUUCUUUUUCGAUGGCUUUAAUUGAUAUUUAUUACCAAACAUAGGUGAAAUCUAAAUUUGAAUUAUUUUAUCUAUUAAACAAUAAAUGUACUCUAUCUACAUGUUUAAGAAUAAGAUCCAAUGAUAAAUAUCAAAUGCUUGAACUAAUUUUAAAAUAGAUAUAUAUGAUGAACAAUCAUAAUUCAAAGUAUGGUUAACUUACUCUUAAUAAUCAAACCUAUUUGAUUAAAUAAUCGUAUUUUAUGAAUAAUAUGGCUAUGGAAAUGGCAGGAGCAAUAUAUUUACAAAACAGUCCUCUAAAAAUUUAAUCAUCCUACUUUAUCAAUAAUAGUGCUCCUUUGGUAGGUGCAAUUUAUUGUUCAAAUAUAUCAAUAUAGGAUAGACAAGUUUUGACUUCUAGUUCAUUAUUUUUGAAUAAUGUGGCUAAAUAUGCAAUAAAUACAUUUGGUAUUGAAUUUUACUCCUUAAGUUUGAGUCAAUCAGUUUUGAAGAAUUAAGUCAUUGCAAAUUAUUCAUAAAUAUCUACAUUUAAAGAUUAGGGAAAUUCUGAAUAAUAUUUAGUCUAUUUGCCAAGUGGGUAGGCACUAAAACAAUAUUAAAUUUUUGACAAAAAAGUUCUCAGAUAUUAAAGUUUAGAGUUUUCACUUAAAUUUAUAAUUUUAAAUAGUUUCAAAGAAAAAUAAAUCAUAAAUAAUUAUUCUAUAAAAUGCAACAUUACAAGUAGUUUGAUCGAUAAGGAGUUCAAUGUUUUACAUGAUAACAUUGCUAUGUUCACUGCAGAAUUUAAUACAGAAAGGAGCGAAUUAAAUUUAGAAAACAAUACAUUUGUAUUGAAUCCGUAUUCUGGGGACUUAUUAAAGAUCAAAAUAUCAUGCGAUAACAUUGAAAAUAAUAACUAUUAUGAAUUAUUUGCAAAAACUUAUAAAUGUCAAAUGGGAGAGUUUUUCUAUGAAGAUUAAUGUUUAAAAUGCAAUGCAUCUCGAGGGUAUUACAGUGUUAAUCCAUUAAAUGGAGAAUGCAUUAAGGCAAAUCCAAAUACUAUACAAAAUCAUACAGAAAAUUUAUUAAAUCUUUAUGAAGGAUUUUGGAGAUUGAAUAUUUUAACUCCUAUUGGAGAAUACUGUUCUAACAAUCCAUCAAAUUGUUUAGGAGGGUGGGAAACAGGAGACGUAACAUGCAUCAUAGGUCACAUUGGAGCUUUAUGUGAAGCAUGUGAUAUUUAUAAUGUUAGGGGUUAGGGCCAAUUCUCAAAAAGUAGAGAUUAUAAAUGUUCCUAGUGUUCAAAUUCUGGUUUCUUGAUUGUUGAAUUCCUAUUAGCGUUUUUCUGGGCUUUUUUGUAAAUAGUCCUAGCUGUUAAAGGCACUUAAUUAUAAAAUCAAAAGUUUCUUUUGAGUAAAUCUCAAACAAAAUUUUAUGAUAUUUUAGUAAGGCUUUCUUAAGGUAUAAUAUAUUUAUGAAACUUAGAUUAAUCAAGUUCAGUGAUUAAACUAAUCAGUAAUUAUUUUCAGAUUAUAAUGGUAGUCUAUACAUUUAAAGUUGAAUUCAUCUCAAAUUUAGAUAGUCUAUUUUAAUUUAUAGGUAGUUCUACAUAUUCAACCACUUAUAAUUUUGAUUGUUACAUAUCCAAGAUUGAAUAUUUGGAUAUAAUAUAUUUGAAUUUGAUUUGGAUCUUAUAGGUUUAAUUUUUGUAGUACGUCCUUUAUCUUUUAUUAUCGUACUUCAUAAAAUUAUCAAGACCAAGAUUUUUUUCUUUGGAGACUGUCUAUUCAUCAUUCUUUUACUUAUAUUUAUCAGGACAAAUUAAUUUAAUAAAAUUGUAACAAAUUAAAAUCAUAAAUUAGGUUAGCUGAAUUAAUAGCUCCAAAAACGAUAAGCAACGUAGAAUGGAUAUCAGCAAAUCUUUCAUAUCGAUUUUGGACAACCACUCAUUAGAAAGUACUUUUUGCACUCAUUUUGCCUUUAUUAAUUAUGUUCGGACUAAUUAUACCUUUGUUCUUAUUUAUAAAGCUAUCUUAAAACAAAUCUAACCUAAGCAAUUACAAAAUUAAAUAAAAAUAUGGAUAUCUUUUUAAUGAGUAUUCUAACACUCAUUAUUAUUGGGAAUCAGUAAAAUUGAUGUACAGAUAGCUAUUAAUACUUAUCAUAGUGUUACUGUAGGAUUUUAUUGUAAUUAAGGGUAUAAUGUUGAUUGGACUACUUUUUGCUUACCAAAUCAUAUUUAGCUUGAGUAAACCAUAUAAUGUAGGCAAGCUAAAUUAAUUUGAAUCAUAGGCAAUUUAAAUAUGUAUAUGGUCAUUCCUUUUGUGCAUUUUGUAAUAUGAAAUUUAAGAAUUUAAUUUAUGGCUGAAUAUUAUAUGUUAGCUUUUAAUUCUAAUGUCAUUCAUAAUAUUGAUAGUUAAAUCAAUUUUCAAGUUCAUUCAAGUAUUUAGUUCAAAAUACGAAUUAAUAAUUGAUUAUAUAAAGACUAAGAUAGUUAGAUGUUUAAAUUUAUAAAAUCUACAAAGUUCAAAAUUGUUUGAAUUGAGUAGCAAAAGAAAGGCAAGAGUGUAAAAGUAUUUUAAAAUAAUCAAAAUACAUGUAUUUAAAAGAGUUUAGACAAAUGUAAAUAUUUAAUAAACCUAAAAUGUUGAAAUUAUGUUAUGUUCAAGUUUAUCGCCAUCUUAAAAAUAGAUAACGCCAGGAAGAAGAUUCUUAUGA